Messenger RNA from Camellia sinensis, 1310 nucleotides. The record is from RefSeq and is a predicted model, not a curated record. Lineage: Eukaryota; Viridiplantae; Streptophyta; Magnoliopsida; Ericales; Theaceae.
UCUCUCUCUCUGCUAAUGAUGACGAAGAGCAGCGGAGAGCACCACUUUAACAACUGAAGAACUACUAUUCGAGGCACACUUCAACUCUCUCUCUCUCUCUCUCUCUCUCUCUCUAAAACUCAAAAAUGGAUGAGAUUGAGCACAAGUACGUUGAAGUGAAAGGUCUGAAGCUCCAUGUAGCUGAGAUCGGAUUGGGCCAAUCGGUUGUGGUGUUCCUCCACGGGUUUCCCGAGAUAUGGUACUCCUGGCGCCACCAGAUGAUCGCCCUCUCCAGCGCCGGUUACCGAGCGAUCGCGCCCGAUUACAGAGGGUACGGGCUGUCCGACUCACCACCCGAACCCGGAAAUGCCUCCUUUGGUGACCUCAUCACCGACCUCCUCGCUAUCCUCGAUGCCCUCAGCCUUCCUAAGGUUUUCCUCGUUGCUAAAGAUUUUGGGGCUCGGCCUGCUUACUUUUUUGCCCUUCUCUACCCAGAGAGGGUCUCGGGAAUUAUAACUUUGGGUGUGCCAUUUGUGCCCCCAAGUCCCUCUACUUACCACAAGUACCUACCUGAAGGUUUCUACAUCUCAAGGUGGAAGGAACCUGGACGAGCUGAAGCUGAUUUUGGCCGCUUUGAUGUUAAAACAAUUGUGCGGAACAUCUACAUUCUCUUCUCCAAAAGUGAAAUACCAAUAGCGGGAGAAAACCAAGAGAUCAUGGAUUUGGUGGAACCGUCUACUCCUCUACCCCCUUGGUUCACAGAGGAAGAUCUUGAAAACUAUGAAGCUUUGUACAAGAAAUCUGGAGUCCUCGCCGCCAUGCAAGUUCCUUACAGGUCUUUUGGAGAAGUGUUCAACUUACCAAAUACAAAAGUUGAAGCUCCAGCAUUGCUGAUCAUGGGUGAGAAGGAUUAUUUUUUCAAAUUUCCAGGAAUAGAGGACUACAUAAGAAGUGGAAAGGUGAAAGUGUCUGUUCCUGAUUUGGAGAUAACAUACUUGCCAGAAGGAACCCAUUUUGUUCAGGAGCAAUUCCCCGAUCAGGUGAACCAGCUCAUGCUCACCUUCCUCAGUAAGCAUAGUUGUUGAUUUCAAACAUUAAAGGUUGGUUUGUUGUUGUCAUUUGAAGUGUGUUGAAAGGUUUGGUUUGGAGCUCAGGAAUACUGUUUGGUCACAUAUCAGUAUGCCAAUUUGUGACAUGAAUAAUUAAAGGUAAAUUACACCAACCUCCCCUCAGAUUUAGAGAAAACACAAGCUUUACAGUUUUGCAAUAAUUACAUUGAGUUCUUUUUAAUGGUUUCGCCACUUUUCAUCUAUAAAUCGUUAGUAAUAUGA